Messenger RNA from Gaeumannomyces tritici R3-111a-1, 789 nucleotides. RefSeq lists its product as hypothetical. Lineage: Eukaryota; Fungi; Ascomycota; Sordariomycetes; Magnaporthales; Magnaporthaceae. Bases 265 to 789 code for a protein of 174 amino acids. The record is from RefSeq and is a predicted model, not a curated record. The transcript has a single exon.
UGUCUUCCAGCUGGCGACGCGAGUACACACCCCCCUGGAAAAAGCCUGGAAGGAGGAGAAGGAGGGGGUUGCGACAGGCCAAUGGCCGGCUCGUAUUAUCUACCCGCAUGCUGAACGACGUGAUGCCGGCCCUGCUGGACUAGCCUCCUCUUUUAUUUCGAUUCUUAUUUUCUUUUUCCUUUUCGUUUCCAUCUUCUCUCGCUGGCUAAGUCCCCACGCCCGGCGACGCCCCACAGCCCAACUCCCUUGCCGAGCUUCUACCCGAUGCCUACCCCAGCACACAAUAGGGAGCGACACAGGAGGUCGCGGACGGACGGGCGGGAAACGAAAUGGAGUGGAACCGUCCUUUGGGUAUCGGCAUGGAUGAUGUCGAGCAUCCUCCAUCCAUGUUUGCGCGUCGCCGUGGUGCUGGUGGUGGUCAACGAGUGGCUAUCGCGCGCGACAGAGGAGGCCUGCAAGCCCUGCGUAGCUCCAGGCGACCGUGUAUCCCUGCCCGCCGCACAUUGGCUGGGUUGGGGAGGGCCCGUUCGGGCAGAACAAGCAAGGGGACGAUGGGACCAGAUGCGCGAAGCUGCAUGGUGGUCAGGCUACCAAGUAAUACCGCAGGCACUUGAGGCAGGAGGUAAUUGCUGCUCACUCUCAGGUUCCCUACGGACACAGUCCGCCCGCAUGCGCCUGAGAUGGUCGGUUACGACGUAUGCAGGCCGCUUUGUCGGCAGGUCAGUCUGCACAUGCGUCCCACAGCCAGCCAGCGACGAGCAGGCGGCGCGGCUGCUGACCAUGGUCUGA